Molecule: messenger RNA, 1361 nt
Organism: Eruca vesicaria subsp. sativa (arugula)
Lineage: Eukaryota; Viridiplantae; Streptophyta; Magnoliopsida; Brassicales; Brassicaceae
Source: the annotation of a GenBank genome assembly
ACUCAUAUGUUUCAUCCUAAAACCUUAAAACUUCAUCAACAGCAAGAAGCCAAGAACACAAUGCUUAAUUCAUCACAUGCUUCCUUUACACUUAUCUUUCUCUGCUGCAUUUUCUUCACUGCAUUCGCUUUGUCUUUGCCCGUUUCCGACCCCGAGCUCGUCGUUGACGAAGUACACAGGAAAAUAAACGAGUCUAUAUCAAGAAGGAACUUAGGAUACUUCUCGUGUGAGACCGGUAAUCCAAUAGAUGAUUGUUGGCGAUGCGACAAAGAUUGGGAGAAGAACCGAAAACGGUUAGCUGACUGUGGAAUCGGUUUUGGCAAAAACGCAAUCGGUGGUCGUGAUGGUGAAAUCUACGUGGUCACUGAUCCAGGAAACGAUGAUCCAGUAAACCCUAAACCCGGAACUCUAAGAUACGCAGUGAUCCAAGACCAACCGCUUUGGAUCAUAUUUAACCGCGACAUGACGAUCCAACUAAAAGAAGAACUCAUAAUGAACUCUUUCAAAACCCUAGACGGACGAGGAGCAUCAGUACACAUAGCUGGUGGACCGUGCAUAACCAUACAAUAUGUGACCAACAUUAUAAUCCAUGGUUUACACAUACAUGAUUGUAAGCAAGGUGGUAAUACUUACGUACGUGACUCUCCAGAGCACUACGGGUGGAGGACCAUAUCGGACGGUGAUGGUGUGUCUAUCUUCAGUGGGAGUCAUGUGUGGGUUGAUCAUUGCUCGCUUUCGAAUUGUAACGAUGGGUUGAUUGAUGCGAUACGUGGCUCAACGGCUAUAACGAUCUCUAAUAAUUACUUGACGCAUCACAAUAAGGUUAUGUUGUUGGGACAUAGUGAUACGUAUGCACAAGACAAGAACAUGCAAGUCACUAUCGCUUUUAACCAUUUUGGUGAAGGCCUCGUCCAAAGAAUGCCAAGGUAUUCAAAAUGGUUUACUUUACUAUUUAUCAAAACAAUCUAUGUGUGGCUAUAUGUGGAUAUAUGUAGCACAAACUAUAAAGGUUAAGUAUAUCACUAUAUUGUCGGUGGACAUUCUCUUCAUAUCUUACAAGAAAAUAGAAAAGCCAACACAACUACUCCAUUAAACUCUAAGAGCAUCCACAUCAAUGUCGGUUCAUUAAAUCAAUAUUUUAUUAUUACUUUUUCUGUUUUCUUUUUGAUUUUUUUAUAAAUAAAAAAUAGACGAAUCGCAGGCCACCACGUGUCGUGGGGCCUGCGCUACAGUGAUGAACCAACCACAGAGAACCUAUAAGAGGCGGGUUCAUCACUAUUACUUUUUUUUUUUUUUGAAAAAUGUGUGAACCCCCCAUCUGAACCUUUGAUGGGGGUGCUCUAAGCUACCUUGUUAUUUUU